Molecule: messenger RNA, 2981 nt
Organism: Antechinus flavipes (yellow-footed antechinus)
Lineage: Eukaryota; Metazoa; Chordata; Mammalia; Dasyuromorphia; Dasyuridae
Gene: AUNIP
Product: aurora kinase A and ninein interacting protein
Exons: 3
Coding region: 678-1712 (344 amino acids)
Biological process (GO): spindle organization
Cellular component (GO): centrosome; spindle pole
Source: RefSeq, a predicted model, not a curated record
GCAUCCGACCCAGACUGGAUUCUGAGGCCGGGGAUCAAGGCCCGGCCGGCUAGUGGAGAGGAGGUGUAAAGAGGAGGGGGAGUCAGGGGGAGGGCGGACAUCACAGCAAACCUAAAGGUUGGGACGCUGCGGGGAUGGAGCCAACAGGUGGGGAGAGGGGCGGUCCAGCGACGUGGGCGGGGCCAAUCAAAACUAGCCCACAGGCCGGCCUGGCCCUGGACCGAAAGCCGGGGAUCCCUAGUGGCUGGAAACCCAGCCAAAAAGCUGGGGCAGUAGAAGUAGGGAUGGGCGGGGCCCUAAGCGGGCGAAGGAGAGGCAGCAGGUAAUUUAGGCCCGGGAGCAUUGUGGGAGGUGGCCAGUGGGUAGGCCUCGGAGGAAACGUGUGGUAGGUGCGGGAGCGGAUUCCCUAGGUAACGAGGCCGGGGGCCGGAGCGGGUAGAUUCUUGGCGGGCUAGGGGCGGGUUUGGGGCGGGGCCAGCACGCAGGAGGGGCUGGCUUCGCGAGAAGUCCGGCACGCGUUUUUCUCGUUGGUGCCGCGCGCUGCCCCGCCCACUACGCCGGCGCGAGAUCCAAACUGCGGUUGGCGCUCGGCUAAGGCUGCGGCGGGAAGGUCUGUCAGGAAACAAGGCAGGAGUCCCGACCCAGCCCGGUCCGCCCUAAGCCAACCCCCAACGACCAUGAGGAGAAGAGGUGCCGCUGAGGCCGAGGCCUGCGGAGUGUGGCUGGAUGCGGCGGCGCUGAAGAGACGCAAAAUUCAGACUCGAUUAUCCAAUCCCAUCACUAGAAUGCUGCCUCCAGCUCGAGGUGAAAAAGAAACUAUUGUUGGUUUUACUCAAAGAAGAGCUCAACCUGUGGGUACCAGGCAGACUGUCAUUGCAUCAUUUUUUACUUCAAAAUCAGGAAAGGCAAAUGAUGGUGGGCAGGGAAGGCCUUCACCUGGUUCAUCAAAUCAAAGAAAUAAGGAACAGAAAAGAGAUGUGGUGUGGUUGGAUCCUCCUCCAUUGUUCCCUGGGGAAGAGUGUGCCCAGUGUCCUGAAACUCCAGCAGCUUCUGUCACUAAGGAAUCUCAAGAGCUCAUCUGCCCCUCUCCAUCUCCCAAGGAGGUUUCUGACUAUUGCAGAGAGGCAAAAUCAGCUGUGCUCAGUAGCCAAGACCAGAACAUUGUAGGUUCUGCUGGUGUAGGUUUUGCCUUCACCCCAAACUCCGAAGACUUUUGUAUGUUAGCCCAUGAAAGAGAGGGUAGGAAAGUACAUUGUAGACAAGGGCAAGAGACCAAGUGCCUAAUGGAUAGGGCAGAAUUGGAAAAGACAGUAUUUUCCAAAGAAAAGAAACAGUUCUAUGACUUUCCCCAAGGCCACCAAGAAGGCAAAGCAGAGAAAGGAAGGGUCAGGAGGGGAGGGGACACAGAGUUAGUGGAACAAAGUCCCUGUUCUGAUCAAGUCUUUUCUUGGGAUAGUGAGCAGUAUGACACAUGCUUGAGAAGCCAGUUGUUCACGGAAGAUUCCCAGGGCCAGAGGGUCAUUGCUCAUCCUUCUCGAGCUGCUCUUCAAGAUGUAGCCAACCUUACAAGAAAGCCCCUACAUACAUCCCUUAAUUCUCAGGUUCAGUGCCAAGGCAGGUCUAUCCUGGGCAUCUCUCAGUUAAAUUCCCAGACUGAUAUGCUCUUUACCCAGGAUUCUCAAGGUAAUAGAGUUAUUAAGCACUGUUUUUGAACUUCUAUUUUAGUGACAGGGCAUUAAACCCUUAAGUAUCUAGAUGGUGGAAAAUAACCUACCGUGGGUUGUCAUUUGGUUGAGAGUACAUAGUGGUCUUGAUACGGCCCCAGUUCUAGUUUUGAGAGAAUGGAGGCAGUUCAGUAUAUAGUUUCAUCUCAAUUUGUGAGCUUUUUCAUUGUGAACAUGCACUUUCACUUGUUGAGGGAGUAGUUUUGGAAGAGACAGAUUGGCAGCCACCCUUUCUGAGAGAAUUAUGGUCUCUUAGCUCUUUUUGGAAGAGAACUACCAUAUUGACCUGAAUAUAGGCUACCCCAUCUCAAUCUAGCUAAUAUUAAAACUGAGUGUGGCCUAUCAUUGGUGUUAUUUUUCAGUGUAUGCCUAUGUGCCAUUUCCUUUCAAAGAGAUCUGUGGAGUGACUGGCAUUUAUUUAAAGCAAAACACUUCAGUACAGGCUCUUGUUACUCUGCAGAAACCCGCAGGGUUUGUCUUGGCCUUUCCAAGUGCUUUGUGUCCAACUUCUGGCUUGGUUACAAUAUGGUUUUACACUCUGGCUGUAAUUCCAUCAAUGUGCCCCUCAUCCACAGAUCCAAGCUUUGCUCUUUUUUUUGUGUUAAUUUUAACUUGAGGUGAGAACUGGCUUAAGAUUUUGAGCAUCAGCUGCAACUCAGGUGGAAAGUGUGGUCUUUGAUUCUCCUUUAUAAUUUGUUUUUGAUAAACAGAUUUCUGAGGGAGAUAUGCACAAGUUGACUUAUGCUUAACCAAAAUCACUCUAGCACUUUGAAAUGCUGGGGACUAUGACAGCCUCAGGGGGAGUGCUUCAAUAUAGGAAGUGCUGGGGUUCAGAAAUGCCCACAUACUUAGCUUUGUGAAGCAAAUUAAGACAUGAAUUGAGACACGGAUUUAAGUUAUUUGUCAAUAGUCCCAUGGUUUGCAGUUGUGACAAGACAAUAAUCCAAGUCUCUUUACCUCACCACUCAGAAAUACCAGAUUUGUAGAGUGUGGGUAUGUGUUUCAGGUUUCAAGUAGUCUCCAGAAGAGUAGUCUAUUUCAGAUUUGUAUAUCUUAAAACUGUAAUCUCUUCUCUGUUCCAGUUGCCUGUUGUCUGUAAAUGUGCAAUUUGCACAGUCAGCAAAAUUUUAAAGAUCAGAAGAGCAAAUAAAUUAUUCUGGAAAGUUAAAGUUAGUUUUAUGGUUUGUUUCGUUAUUUGAUUCCAUAUUGUUUGUCGAAUGAAUUUGCAAUAAAAAUUUUUUAAAGUGGAUUUAAUUA